Andrographis paniculata is the source of this 1034-nucleotide messenger RNA. RefSeq lists its product as uncharacterized. NCBI's taxonomy places the organism in Eukaryota, Viridiplantae, Streptophyta, Magnoliopsida, Lamiales, Acanthaceae. The transcript has 6 exons. The record is from RefSeq and is a predicted model, not a curated record. The coding region runs from base 283 to 894 and encodes 203 amino acids. Gene Ontology annotation, molecular function: metal ion binding.
UCGUCUUUCCCGUCGCUUCUUCACAACGCCGAUGUACUCUUCGCUGAGGGGCAAAUUCACUUCUGCGUGUAUAUAUAGGAGCAGCAGUCGCCUCGUCUGUGCUUCAUUGUGGGCAAACACAAUUUGAAGAGCAAAACCCUUUCGUCUCCUCCCAAUGCCGCUCAAUUAACUGGUUUCUUUCGGUUCCUAGCUAAUCGAGGGAAGGAGCUUCCAGUUCAAUCUGAUCGGCGCUGAUUUUCCGUGUCGUUCGUGUGGAUUCGACAAUCUUCAAUCCGAUUCAUCAUGAGCACUCCACAUCGAGUCCCAAUGCCUACAUCGGAUGCCGACUGGAAGCCGCCUUUCGAUUUUGACCUGAAUUGCCUGCCGCCACCAGAUGAAGAGGAAAGGCAGGCUGGGCAGGCCGGGGGACCAAGUCAAGGAGGAGUCGCGCCUCCUCCACCGACUGCUGUAGAAGAUGACGACGUCGUUGUUUCAACGCCAACUGCAUUUGCACAGGCCAAAAACAACGCCAGAAGGAACCGUGCAUCUCCUACUGUCGUUGAUUUGGAAGCUGAGGAAAGGGAAAACAAGAGGAGAAGGGCUCCUGAGAUCCAACCUGUUAUCAACUGUGAAGUUUAUAUCAAUCUCGAAGGCUCCGGAAAUUCUGCGAGCAAGGCUGCUCCGCCGCCGCCGCCGCCACCACCGCCGCCGCCGCCGCCACCGGAGGUCGCAUUCAAGUGCCCGAUCUGCAUGGGCCCGUUCGUCGAGGAGACGACGACCAAGUGCGGGCACAUCUUCUGCCGGGCCUGCAUCAAAGCUGCCAUCUCUGUGCAAACCAAAUGCCCGUCUUGUAGGAAACGAACGAUCCAGAGGGACCUCAUCCGGGUCUACCUUCCGGCCACCAAAAACAACUGAGGUACCCGAUCGUUCUGGUGGCGAUGCUGAUGGAGGGUUGCUGCUGUCCAUGGGGGAGAUGGACAGAAUAAUUUUAACAAUAAUAAGGUUGGCGAUUGGAUCGCUCAAUUCUUUUGGGGCUCCGGUUUCUUACAUCCUGU